AUGGAAGCUGUCAUUGAGGAGUUACAACUAUCUGGAGACGGGAUACUGCAGAGGCAUGGAGAGGUGUAUGAACUACUUGGUCUUGAUGUGAUAUAUGAUCGAGGAACAUUGAAGAUAUACAGCACCAGGAAAGCCAAGAUAACAUCUACAAGCCCUGGAAUCCACAUUCACACCUCAUACAAAGCACUACGGCGCUUGACCACGCGAGGGCUUGUCAACGAGAACGGCCGUGGAAUGCCACUUGAGAUGAUGGACAUGAUGGGAAACAAGAUUGUGGUUACGUUUUCUGGGCAAGGAAAGACGAAUAGGAUUGCAAUUGUGACAAGCGGGGGAGAUGCGCCAGGAAUGAAUUCGGCGAUCAAGAGCAUAACAAGGACAGGGAUCAAGUGGGGAGCAUCUGUAUAUGGAGUGUAUAACGGAUAUGAUGGACUUAUCAACAAUAACAUCCGCAGGCUAAGCUGGGAUACAGAGACACAUUGCAGUAGUCAGGGAGGGACUGUUCUCCUAUCUGCAAGGUCCCAGAAGUUUAUGGGAAAAGAGGGAAGGAAAGAGGCAGUACUGAACAUGGUACGGAAGAAGAUUAACUGUGUUAUAGUGCUAGGAGGAGAUGGGUCUAUGAAGGGAGCCAUGGUUCUUCGAGACGAGUUUAAGGAUCAUCUAAGAGAUCUCAUAAGGGAAGGAAAGAUUUCUCCCCGCGAUCUGAAGAGGAUACUGAACAGCAAGGCAGAAUCGAAGGACGAAGAAAAAGAGAAAGUCACCACCGAAACAAGCGGGGUUGGAUAUUCGGAUUUCUAUGGAGCUCCUGAAUGUUAUAAGGAGACACCUAUGGUUUACCAUGAUCUUAAUUCGUCCGAUGAUAUGCUAGAGGACUUGCAAAUGGACAAAUGCUCUUGUGAAGAAAUGGACCUGGACGAAAUAGAAAAGUAUGUCUAUGACCUGAAGGUUGUGGGAAUACCGGCAACCAUAGACAACGACAUCUGUGGGGUUCCCAUUUCGUUAGGGGAAGAUACUGCCAUCCACAGAGUUAUUGAAGGAAUCGAUCAUCUAAUGUCUACAAUGAAAUCGCAUACCCGGACGUUUGUCAUUGAGGUUAUGGGGAGGAAGUGUGGAUGGAUAGCUCUUAUGUCUGCAUUGGCGAGUUCUGCAGACUAUGUUUUGCUUCCUGAGGCACCUACCGAGUGGAAAAAGGAAAUGAUUGAGGCACUUACAACAGCAAGAAGGUGCGGGAAGGCAGGGACUUUUGUUAUAGUUUCGGAGGGAGCUGUUGAGAAGGAUGGGACGCCCAUACAUGCAUCCCAAGCUGUGGAAGAAAUUGCCAAGUUUGGAAUGGAUGUCCGGCUCCUCAAGCUAGGGCAUAUUCAGAGGGGUGGGCCGACUUCUGCACAGGAUAGGAUAUAUGGUACUCUCCUCGGGGUCAAGGCUGUGGAGAUAUCGUUGGGGCCUACAAAGGACCCGGUGAUGAUCAGCAUCUUUAGGGACGAGAUCUUUGAGAUUGAAUUAAAAGAGGUUAUAGAAAGAAACAAUCUGGUCAGAGAUUUCCAGGAAAAGAAAUUGUUUGAAGAUGUUCUGAAAAGUAGGUGUAACUUCUUCAGGCUGGCUUAUUCAUACUUUAGAAAGUCUUUGAUGACAGGAAUUCGGAACAUAAGAGAUAAGGGCUGUGACUGUAGCUCCAGGGAGAAGAUCGAAACCGAAUGCAGUUGUGGGCCAGACUGCAGAGGGAAAUAUGAAGAUAGAAAGCCUCGGAUAGGAGUGCUUCAGUUUGGACGGCGAGCAAGUGGGAUGAACACGGUGUUGAAUGCUGUAGUUCAAUAUUCUCUGGUGGCUGGAGCAGAGCCAUAUUACAUACCAAAUGGGUUUGAAGGUCUUGUGAACAAUCAACUUAUAAGGGCUAAGCCCUAUGAAUUCUUUGGAGAUGUCAACAACGGGGGAUCUGCAAUAGGAGUUGGUGGAGACUUGGAGGUGGACAUAAAGCUGAUCCAAAGGAAGGUAGUUGAGUCUGGACUGGACUCACUGAUUAUUAUAGGAGGGAGCAAAGCCUUGAAUACAAUCAAGGAGCUCAAAGGGGUGAACAUUGUCCUCGUGCCUGCAUCAUCUUACAACAACAUUCCUAAAAUAGACAUAAGCAUUGGAGCAGACACAGCCCUCAACACAAUUAUAAAGGUGUCGGACGUGUCAAAGCUAAACUCGUUUGCAUAUAAGAACAAUGUCUUUGUGGUGGAAAUUGGAGGGGAGAACUGCGGAUAUCUAUCGCUAAUGGGAGGAAUAGCUGCAGGUGCAUUUGAAGCUUUUAUCCCAGAGCGAAAGUAUCUCAUAGGACAUCUCUCCGAAGUGGCACAGAGACUCCGUGUGAAGUUCAGGGAAAAGAUAAGAAGAGGAAUUGUGAUAUUCCGAAAUGAAAGAACCUUCCGGUCAAUUCCUACGAGCAGCUUAUGUGAGAUCUUAAAGACCGACAGUGGAGAUCUAUUUGAAACAAACUACUCAAUUCUCGGAGAUGUCCAGCAAGGACUAAAUCCAUCACCAAUAGACAGAAUAAAUGCCACAAUUCUGGGGAUUGAAGCUGUUGACCUAUGUCUUCGCAAAUGCGGAGUUGGGGUUGUUGGAUUCUCAAAGGAUAAGAUUGAAUUCACAGAGAUCUCAGAAGUUUUGAAAGACUUUGACCAUGACCUCGACCGAGUGAAGAAUCCUUAUUGGCUCAAGUACUCCAACAUUUGCAGAUCGGUUGAAUAA
Messenger RNA from Encephalitozoon intestinalis ATCC 50506, 2727 nucleotides. RefSeq names its product 6-phosphofructokinase. Lineage: Eukaryota; Fungi; Microsporidia; Unikaryonidae. The transcript has a single exon. Gene Ontology annotation, cellular component: 6-phosphofructokinase complex. Bases 1 to 2727 code for a protein of 908 amino acids. Gene Ontology annotation, biological process: fructose 1,6-bisphosphate metabolic process; fructose 6-phosphate metabolic process; canonical glycolysis. Gene Ontology annotation, molecular function: 6-phosphofructokinase activity; ATP binding; fructose-6-phosphate binding. The record is from RefSeq and is a predicted model, not a curated record.